UAGAUUUUGAAAACCGAGGGCCAAAGUGGAAAAUCCCCACACCAUAAAACCCAACGAGAUCUCCAGCUUCCCUUCUUCUCCGCCGCCGCGCCGCCAGCACGAAACGCUAGCCCCGUCCGCCGCCGCGCCAGCCACCACUCGCCCCUCCUCGUCGCAGCCAUGGGCAAGGUGCACGGGUCGCUGGCGCGCGCGGGGAAGGUGCGCGGGCAGACGCCCAAGGUGGCGAAGCAGGACAAGAAGAAGAAGCCCCGGGGCCGCGCCCACAAGCGCAUGCAGUACAACCGCCGCUUCGUUACCGCCGUCGUCGGCUUCGGCAAGAAGCGCGGGCCCAACUCCUCCGAGAAGUAGAUCGCCUGCCGGUUCACCUAAAUGGGAUUGAGAUUGUGAUGUUCUCGGGUUGGGGAUGAUGCAUGGACGUGGGGAAGAAACUUGAGAGUGCAUUUUGGUUAUUGGUAGUUUACUGUUAUUGGAUUAUGCGCCAGACUUGAAUCCUUAUGCAUUACCCUUCCUAGUUCCAUUGUGUAAGGGUACAGCACGAUAUUUUAUCUUGCAAGGAUAUGUUAUAUGUUUUUUUUUAACUAGUAGAAAUGCCUAAACUUUUCGGUGC
This is a messenger RNA of Phragmites australis (common reed), 607 nucleotides long. RefSeq names its product small ribosomal subunit protein eS30z/eS30y/eS30x. The record is from RefSeq and is a predicted model, not a curated record. Gene Ontology annotation, molecular function: structural constituent of ribosome. Bases 160 to 348 code for a protein of 62 amino acids. Lineage: Eukaryota; Viridiplantae; Streptophyta; Magnoliopsida; Poales; Poaceae. The transcript has 2 exons. Gene Ontology annotation, cellular component: cytosolic small ribosomal subunit; ribosome. Gene Ontology annotation, biological process: translation.